Messenger RNA from Rhopilema esculentum, 2369 nucleotides. NCBI's taxonomy places the organism in Eukaryota, Metazoa, Cnidaria, Scyphozoa, Rhizostomeae, Rhizostomatidae. The record is from RefSeq and is a predicted model, not a curated record.
CCCACUAUCGUCUUUCAGCCUCGGUUCGAUGUCAAUGCGCCAUUGAUACUGAGGGAAAGGCAAUAGACUCUAAAAUCGCAAUGAGAGCUUGACCGAUUCCAUUAAGAAAGGUUAGAAAUAAAAAUGUGAAGCUACUGGGAUUGACUAAAUUAAACAAAACCAGUAGAAGGACAAUGUCUAACACAGCUAUUGUCACCAGUUGUGAUACUGGAUGGCUUUUUGAUCACUGUACAGCUAUUACCAAUGCCACUCUGGGUGUGGUUUUAGCUGCCCUUCCUACCUGUUUGCUGUUGGUCAGCCAUACGUCAUGAAUGACAAAGGGUCAAGAGAAAGUGAUGGUGGACCAAGUUGUGUGGAUAAAUCUUCACAUCCCAUUCAGAAAAGGGGAAAGAGGAAAAUAAACAAGGAAACAACCACACCUGAAGAUGUGGAUAGUGAAAAUAAGUUGAAAGAAGUUUUGUUCUCUACCAUGGAGAAGCUUUACAGUCAAAGAAAGAAUGGUAGCAAGAAUACCUCUUCAAUUGCAAAAAGCUUGAACUCUCAAGAGAAACAGAGCAUUAUUUCUGAUUCCAUCAAUUUCGUUGGGUUAUGCGAUCUAGCGAGGGAAUUUUGUCAAUUUAUUAAUGGGUGUGAUUUUAUUUUAUUGAAGAACGAUACCGAAUCUGUAGUGGAUAUAUUUAAUAGAGUGGUAAGAAACACUCUUGAGAUACCAGUACUGAUGAAGGCGCUGGAUACGGAAUUUAUCAUCCCACCAUUGUCAACUUUCAUGAUGUCGGAUCUGGAGUACAUUGGGCAUAUACUUGAUGGAGCAAAAAAAUAUGAUCUAGUUGUUAUUGAUCCUCCUUGGAACAACAAGUCGGCAAAAAGAGCUAAAAGGUAUAAAAGUCUAUCCUUCAACGGGAUCAAGUCUCUUCCCGUGCCACAGGUCAUCUCAGACGGUUCAAUGGUAGCUAUCUGGGUGACCAAUAAGAAGCGAAUUGUUGACUUUGUCAAAGGUGAGCUCUUCCCGCAUUGGUCGUUGAAGAUGAUCGCAGAGUGGUAUUGGUUAAAGAUUACAACUGCAGGGGAUCUUGUUUCUGAUUUUGAUUCGGUACACAAAAAACCAUAUGAGCGCUUACUAAUCGGCCUGCACUGCAAUCCAGAUAGCAAUCAAAUGAAUGUGGAUGCUUUCCAAGCUACAUUUCCACAUCAGAAGGUGAUUUGUUCCACUCCUUGCCGACUGCAUUCUCGCAAACCAACACUUGAUGACUUUUUUGCUGGCUACCUGCCGUCAAAUCCUCAAUGCCUUGAGCUUUUUGCCAGAAAUUUGUUGCCAGGCUGGACAAGCUGGGGAAAUGAGGUUAUCAAGCAUCAAAACACUGUUUACUUUCAGAAGGAGGAAAAGAAUGUUCCCAAGGCUGAGUGAUAGCAAUAUUUGAUGUUUUCAGUAAUAUAGGUAGAAGUCUAUAAUACAUGUAGUACUUAAUACGUCAGUAAAUAUAUAAUGCAUGUCACAUCUGUGGUGUGACGGACUCAAUAUGACGAAGCAGUGUUUUACUAAUGGCUAGGUAGUGUUUUGUUUGAAAAGUAGAAGUUAAGUAUGAUUUGCGUUAAGAGAAAAGUUAACCUGGCGAUGAACCCAAGUCGUCAACACAAGCAGCUGCCAGAUUCAGCUGUCUUACAUCACAGUUUCUUGCUUUCUUUGUCUUGUUGAACUUGCUAUGGUUUCACAGACGUCAUCAGUUUCAACAGACAGACAAAUCGUUUUAACCCAUUUACUGAAACUGUAAAUAGGUUAUGCUAUAGUUACAUAAGGGGCAAAGCCUGUGAAAAGAAACAUUUUUGCACCAAACUGUAUUCGCGACCUUCAUUGCAGUUGAAAAGUUGACAUCAAAGAUAUCAGAUUAGAUUUUUUCGAAUACAAUUAGUAUAAAAUUAAUUAAAAUUAGUAUAUGGUUAAAUAUGUUCACUGAAAAUAUUAAUUUUGCGUGUGUAACUUAUGCAGAUAUAUAUAUUUAUGUUGUGAAUCUUCACAUUUUCUACAUGUUGUAAUAUCAAUCUGUCAUUCGUGGAUUUUUUAUUUGUAGCAAGUUAAGGUGCCAAAAUUUUGUAAAAAUAAUCUGUUAUUAUUCAAAAUAACUUUAAUGUUUUUUAACUAGUACCGUGUUUUAACGUGGCCACUGUCUCUUAAUGCAGACCCGCGACCUUCAAAUUGAAAAUUGAACAUUCAUAUUGUGGAGUUAAGCAUCCUGAAAGUCUGUAGAUAUUCAUGGUGCCAGAAAAGUAAAUGUGUAAUUUAAUGUUCUGUUCUAUUUUAACUGGGCACUUUUAACUGGGCAAUGUUCUAUUUGUUAAUUUAUCGAUAUUUUUGAUUAAUUGAAAAAAAGUGA